Molecule: messenger RNA, 543 nt
Organism: Gongylonema pulchrum
Lineage: Eukaryota; Metazoa; Nematoda; Chromadorea; Rhabditida; Gongylonematidae
Source: the annotation of a GenBank genome assembly
AUGCCUUCGUUCAAACGAAUUGAUUUUGACGAUGCGCUAACUGAGGAAAGAAAACCCGCAUGGAAGCUGUGGCAAGAUUCAAUUAAGGAUUCCUAUCAUACGGUUCGAAAAAAUGCUGAAAGAAAAGUUGAAGAAACGGCAUUCAAUAAUUUGCAACUUGCUCGUCGUUGUGAAAGAAGAUCUGCAAGUCCGUUUGAGGAGUUAGCUAGUCACAGUGCAUUUGUUCAAAGGCCAAGCUACCGCACGUUAUGCCAUCAAGCUGCUGGCGUUUCCCAUAAAACGGGUCCGUAUGCUGCUCCAGCUGUAUCCUCUUCACAAGGAAUUGAGGCCCAGUAUCGCGAAAAAGCGAGUGACAUUGAAGCCCGUCUGCUGAAAACAUCAGUUUUACCUGAUUCCAUGAAAAUUAUUACAACACGUGAUUUUCGAAAUGGACCAACUCCAACACCUGCUAGUGCCUCGGAGGCAUUCGCCGAUGAAACUGAUUUUCAGUUAAGCUAUCUUAUACUUAAUCAGAGUAUUUGCGUGCAUGUGGUUGAAUAUUGA